Molecule: messenger RNA, 1575 nt
Organism: Aspergillus niger
Lineage: Eukaryota; Fungi; Ascomycota; Eurotiomycetes; Eurotiales; Aspergillaceae
Exons: 2
Coding region: 1-1575 (524 amino acids)
Biological process (GO): histidyl-tRNA aminoacylation; mitochondrial translation
Cellular component (GO): mitochondrion; cytoplasm
Molecular function (GO): ATP binding; histidine-tRNA ligase activity
Source: RefSeq, a predicted model, not a curated record
AUGCCCAAAGAAAAGGAAUCCAAGCUCUCCUUCAACCUCAAAACCCCCAAGGGUACCAAGGACUGGUCCGGCUCCGACGCCCUCCUCCGCGACCGCAUCUUCUCCACCAUCGCCGAUGUCUUCAAGCGCCAUGGCGGUACUGCCCUCGACACCCCCGUCUUCGAGCUGCGCGAGAUUCUCGCCGGUAAGUAUGGCGAGGACUCCAAGCUCAUUUACGACCUUCAAGACCAGGGUGGAGAAAUCUGCUCUCUCCGCUACGAUCUUACCGUCCCCUUCGCCCGCUGGCUCGCCAUGAACCCGGAUGUCCGCAGCAUGAAGCGCUACCACAUCGCCAAGGUGUACCGUCGCGAUCAGCCCGCCGUGAGCAAGGGUCGCAUGCGCGAGUUCUACCAGUGCGAUUUCGAUAUCGCCGGUACCUUCGAUCCCAUGGUCCCCGAUGCCGAGAUCCUGCGCAUCGUCACCGAAGUCUUCGAGGAGCUGGGCUGGAACGGCCGCUAUAACAUCAAGAUCAACCACCGGAAGAUUCUGGACGGUGUGUUCCAGGUCUGCGGUGUACCCGAGGAGAAGAUCCGUCCCAUCUCCAGUGCCGUCGACAAGCUGGACAAGAUGCCCUGGGCGGACGUGCGCAAGGAAAUGGUCGAGGAGAAGGGCCUGGACAGCGCCGUGGCCGACAAGAUCGAGACAUACGUGAUGCACAAGGGCGGUCGCGAACUCCUUGAUAACCUCCUCAAGGAUGAGGGCCUGACUGCCAACGAGUCUGCCAAGGCCGGUCUGGAAGAUAUGGGUCUGCUUAUGGAUUACCUCGAGGCAUUCGGUGUGCUGGACAAGAUCUCCUUCGACAUGAGCUUGGCCCGCGGUCUCGAUUACUACACCGGUGUGAUCUACGAGGUCGUUACCGAGGGCUCCGCCCCCGCCGUGGCGUCCUCCGCACCGGAGGCCCAGGCCGUGCAGAAGUCCGGCAAGAAGAGCAAGUCCAAGGGCGGCAAUCUGGAGGAUGACGACCGCUCCAACGACCCGACCCUGGGUGUCGGCAGUGUCGCCGCAGGAGGUCGCUAUGACAACCUGGUGGGCAUGUUCCUGCCCAAGGCGCAGAUUCCCUGUGUGGGUGUGUCCUUCGGUGUGGACCGUAUCUUCUCCAUCACCAAGGCCCGUCUCGAGCGGGAGAAGAGCGCCGAAGCCCUCCGCAGCAGCGAGGUCGAUGCCUACGUGAUGGCCUUUGGAGGUAAGGGCUUCACGGGUAUGUUGAAGGAGCGGAUGAGCGUGUGCCAGACUCUCUGGAACUCUGGCGUCAAGGCCGAAUUCUCCUACAAGGUCAAGCCCAAGCUCCCCCAACAAUUCAAGGCCGCCGAACAAGCCGGCGUCCCCUUCGCCGUCAUUCUGGGCGAGGACGAGCUCGCGGCCGGCAAGGUUCGCGUCAAGGAAAUGGGUCUCGAGGACGGACACCCCGAGAAGGAAGGUGUGCUGGUUGAUCUGACUGCUCUGCCGGCGGAGGUCAAGGCCCGGGUGGCUAAGAAGCGAGGAGAGAGUGUCGAUGGUGUUGCGCAGCAGUUGGGUGAGAUGAAGGUUGAUGCAUAG